AUGCCGAGCGAGGAGCGAGCAGGGCGGUCCGAGUCCUCGGACACGGAAAGCGGGACUCGGGGUCCCGGUGCGCACUGGCAAAGUGGCUCCUGGCGCGGGUUGCCCACCUGCGCGGGAGCGCAGGAGACACAAAGGCAUAGGCCCGCCCGCAUCGCUCCUCGCGCGCGCGCCCGCAGUUCGGUCCCCCCGGGCAGCACUCCGUCCAAGUGGCCCCGAAACUGCGGAUCGGAGAGCCGGAACCCCGCCGCAGCGCGGGCCUGGCCCGCCCUGCGGCCGGCGACCUCCGGAAGGCGCGGGGCGGGGGGCCUGCACACGCCCCGCGCGCCGGCCGAGCCCCCGCGGGCGCUGACGCGUGCACGAGCGCCGCGCCGCCACCGCGGGGACGCCGGCCAUGGCUCCGGCGGGCGGCGCGGGCGUGCGCGCGCCGCUCUCGGGUCCCUCCCCGCCCCGCGGCCGGGCAUGCGCGGUGCGCGCGAGGAGCGGGCGGGCCCUUUAAGGCGGGCGCGGCGGAGCGUGCGCCGGCCCCUCCCGCGGCCCCGCCCCGACGGGAGGUGUGCGCCCGCCGCCCCGCCGUUCUUUGUGCGCUUCCCGGGGUGGAGUUGGCGGCGGAGGGAGGGCGCGCCCGGACCGGCCGGAGGGGGACGGCGAGCUGCGCCCCCUUCCGGAGCUCCCGCGGCCGCCUCCGAGCGCGAGGGAAGAAAGAAGGCUUUGGGGGCCGGGCCGGGGCUCACCGCCUGCCCGCCGGCCGCCGCCCGGUCCGCCCCCUGCGCAGCCACGGGCGCCGACGCCCCCUCGGGCCCCGCGCGCGCCCCUCUUCGUUGUUCCCGGCGCCCCCGGGCUCGCCGCGUCCCCGCGCCCGGCCGGCCGGGGGCUGCGGUUCGGCAGGGCGGCCGGGGGCUGCGGUUGGCGGAGAGCGCCGGCGUCCGCGCGGCUCGGCGGGACGCGCGCGCGGGACAAUGCGGCCAUGUGGCCGCCACCGCGGACGGGCCCACGCGGGGGGCCUGCCGGUGCCGCGGGGCGAGCUCGGGGCGCACAGGCGGAGGCUCCCGGGUGUUCUCUCCCUGCGUGAGCCCGGGAGGAGCGCGAGCGCCCGGGCCCCGGUGUGCCAUGCGUAAAAGGAGGGGGCAGGUCGUACCUGCCCCGGCCACCUCGUGGGUUCGGAGGAUUGACUGUGACAGUAGAUGCGAGCGCGCUCGGGAUCAGUGGGCAGUGCCGCAAACGCCUUUACUUUUGAGCACGGGAAGGUGUUCCUUUGUUGCUCACCUGGAGCUGUCUUGGAGAAGAGGUGCUGAUUAUUUCCUCGGGGAAAUGAGGCUUAGAAGGCGCUCAGAGUGGUUAUUUCCUCAGGAUGUUUGUGUCAGCUUCCCUGAGUCUGGGGUGUGCGUGAGACAGAGAGAGGGAGAGAGAUGGGGCAGAGGCGGUGGCAAGUCCUCUGGAGAGCCACCGCCUAGUACUCUAGUGAAUUCUUGUCUUUUUCAACCUGGUUUGUGGGCUCCCGUCCCACUCAUCUGUGGAUGAGGAGGGGGUGCCCGGAGGAAGGAGGUUCUCCGUGGAGAGGGUCCUGGCCGGGAAUGGCCUUGCUCGGGGCCUGUAAAGGCCAGGGCAGACAGGGAAAGGACUCCCAGGGCCUCGGCGUUUACAUGUUGCCAACACCACAGGCUUUUUUGCUGCCCUCUCAGCUCCGUUUCCAGGAAUUUAAUAACCUCCCGAUUGGGCCAAGUGGGGUUUCCUUUUUCAAACAACACCAUGAAAGUAAAGUUGUUCCUCAGCGUCCACUGCUAGUGAGGCCCGCACACAGGUAAAUGGGGGCUCCCCCACCCAGGGUUGCUCCUGCUGGGGGACAGGCCUGCACACAUCCUGCCCUCCUACCUGCAGUGUUAAGAUUUCAGAUCUGUACCCGGCCGUAACUGCAGGUGUUCAAUGAAAUCACACAUCUGAGCCCACUUGGAGGAUAAGCUCAAACUCUGACCCGACGAAUUCAUGGAGAGCUGCCUGUGGUCAGGUGCCCACUGGCAUUCCAUGCAGCCCGGGCCGCCCUCCGUAGACCAGAGUGCUUCAGGAACACCUAUGCAAAGAUCGGGUGGUUUUCUGAAGACGCCCACAAAAUCGAAGGGCCUCCUGAGAGUCUAGGAGGGUGAUGUUUGACAGACCCGACCCCCCAGCCGAGCUCAGCUUCAGCAUGCUGGUGGUCUCUGAGAAGAGGCUAGUAUCCAGCGUCCCACCUGCCUCAGGGGGUUGUUUGAGCCGAUGGAUAAUGACGGUGAAAGCAUCACCGUGAAAAGUCGAGAUGCCAAUCAAUUGAAAUGCAGCUGUGACCGUCUCACAACUAACUGAAUGACUAGCCAGCUUAACUUCGUGCUAAAAUGAUUUCUUCCCUACGCAUUUCGGUUCAAAAGAUAAAAAUUAUGUCAACAGAGCUAUUAAAAGUUUAGCUAAUAAUAGAAUCGUUUUUGUUAUGCUGAUAAAACAAAUCUACAGCUUUAUUUAAAUUCCACAGCUGUCAUUGUAGUAAAACGUGUACACGAGGAUACGGAGAUUCACGGACUCUAGCAAGCAAAGAAAUACGAAUGCGAGAAUGCCUUUUGGGAGGCGUGAGCACCAACCUAACAGAAGAAGUAACACAGAGGUCGUGAUGUAAAUUCCACGACUCCGAAGAAAAGAAAGAAGAUGGGGUCUCCAGCAGGAAAAGGUUAAGAAGCAUCGUUAAGUGGAAAGCGUAAAACCAAACACGACAAAGCAUACAAAAAGUAUAUAACAACCAAAUAAAACAAAUACCAACAGGUCAGUAGGAAGAGAGACAAGGAGGCUGCUCGGCCCGCUGCAAAGAGAUGGGGAGGGGUUCUCAGGGAGAACUUGACCUUGCCGAGGCCCUGGCCAUGGUCUCCGGGGCGGGACUGGCCAGUGUGAGACGGGCCAGUGGUGACCUUGGGGGGCGCACAGAUGGGUCUGUUUUAACUAUUAUACGUUCAUCUUAAUUGCAUUACAAAAUCAUAUUUAGUAUAUGAAACCUUGGAAUUCAGUGAUAUCAAGGCAAGGAGAAGCUGAAGUUGGUAUGUGUGUUUUGAAAGGAAGUCAAUCUAAGCAAAACUGUUAGGUGAAUAACAUCACGGUUGGUGCUCAGAUGUGGUAAACUCUACAGUGCAGAUGUUAUGUGAGUGAAUGAGGACUGGAG
Molecule: messenger RNA, 3172 nt
Organism: Leopardus geoffroyi (Geoffroy's cat)
Lineage: Eukaryota; Metazoa; Chordata; Mammalia; Carnivora; Felidae
Product: collagen alpha-2(I) chain-like
Exons: 4
Coding region: 1-1518 (505 amino acids)
Source: RefSeq, a predicted model, not a curated record